Messenger RNA from Lasiodiplodia theobromae, 1284 nucleotides. RefSeq lists its product as uncharacterized. The coding region runs from base 1 to 1284 and encodes 427 amino acids. The record is from RefSeq and is a predicted model, not a curated record. Lineage: Eukaryota; Fungi; Ascomycota; Dothideomycetes; Botryosphaeriales; Botryosphaeriaceae. The transcript has a single exon.
AUGCCGCGCUUCGAAGCUGAACAGGGUGCUGGGCGCACCAGACGGGGAACAAGCUUCAGACGGCCGAUCAAUAUCGCCUCGAGUCCUGUCUCUAGCAUCCACCCCAAUUUAAAUGAAACCUCGACGUCCAAUACCUCGUAUAUCCCGACCGCCAACAUCGCACGGCGCGUUGUCCUCGUGCUCAUCGUGUGGUUUCUCCUCUCCCUCGUUACAGAGAUACGCGAUCCGCGCGGAAGACUGUUCUGGAUGUGUGCAUCGCGCCACCUCCCGCCGGCCGUGACGUGCCCGGCCGCCGCUGCCACGACGACGACGACCGAAUUCCUGGCCACGACCACGGCCAUAGCCACGACGACCGUCUCGGCCACCGUCACCACAUUCAAGGCCACGAAGACGGUCAAACUGCGGACCACAACCGCCGCCGGCACCACGACCGUGACGACCACGACCACAACCACCACGACCGCCACGCCGACCGCAACGCCCAUGUUCGGCACCGACGGCGCCGAGAUCGUCUGCCCGAACCGCCCGGCCGACUUCGACUGGGUCUACCUGGCGACGGACCCGCUGCGCGCCUUCAACGCCACGGCCCCGUCCAAGAAGCCGCCCCCGGCCGACGAGCGCGACGCCUGCCUCAAGGCCGUCGGCCGCGCCGUCAAGCGCUUCGCGCGCCACUGGCACCCGGACAAGGCGGCCAUCCACCCGCUCCACCUGACCCCCGACCAGCUGACCGCCGUCUCGCAGCACAUCAACAAGGGCAAGGAGUUUGCCGAGGCGGAUUGCAAGGGCGAGAAACGGCCCGACGACCCCAAGGCCGGAUCGUCGGCUGACACGAGCGGCGGCGGCGGCGGCGGGGGGUCGGACGACGGAGAGGAUGGUGACGACGACUUGGACCUUGAUUUCUACAGGAUGUUCGGGCCGCCGUGGUCGAGUGACCAGAGGUGGCGAGACUACAGAUAUAACCGGAUCAUCGGAGAGCCGGUAGGGGAGGUUUGGUUGCAAUGGAAUUUGGAACAGGUGCGUUCAAGAGAGCUCGAAGGACCGAGUAAACGCGAAAAGGCCUUCUGGAGAGUUUGGAAGCGCGUCAAUAAAUGCAGGGAGAAAGAACAACCACCAGGUCAGUAUUUCCACUAUUGGUACCAGCAUGGGAUAUAUUGGCAGAAUAGUCGACUCAAACAAGCAUACCCGUACGGCUGGGCUCCAGAAUGGGAAAUGCCGCCUGGGCCAAUGAAGUCUUUCUUGUUGAGGCUGCAGAGUUUUAUUGAAUACCUCAUAACUCGGCUCUGA